AUGGAGCUGCUGCUCGGGUUCUCCUCGGGAAAAUCACUGAUAUUUAUGGCUUUUCUCGUGCACGUCUCUUUGGGUCUUCAGUGUGUGGACAACAAGAAACCUUGUGUGAACAACGCGACGUGUGUGACCUUUAACAAUGGAACUGGACACUGCCGGUGCGCUCCGGGCUUCCUGGGAGAGUACUGCCACCAUAAGGACCCCUGUCUGCCUGGCUACUGCAUGAACGGAGGGAGUUGCACUGUGUCGUUGUCUGGGGGUGUGCCUGUCCCGGGGAACCCCACCUGCACCUGUCCCAUCGGGUACACAGGCCAGCACUGCCAGACCCCGCAGAACUCCUCCUGCUACCCCAGCAACCCCUGCACCAACAAGGGGAAGUGUGAGCUGGUGACGGCUCUGGACAAGUUCAAGUGCCGCUGUCCCAGAGGGUGGUCAGGCCCUCGGUGUGAGUUCGAGGACAGCUGUCUCUCCGGCCCCUGUGCUAACGGCGGCGUGUGCACGGCUCGCUCCAGUCAGAGCUACGACUGCUCCUGUCCGUCAGGAUACACAGGUCCCUCGAUGUCUCAACGACACCGACGAGGUGCGCGGCCACACCCACAAUUUGCCAGAACGAAGGCCUGUGCAUCAAUACUCCCGGCUCAUACAAGUAAGUCUGAAUACACACUGUGUAUUUGUGACUCUGGCUUCACGGGGCGACACUGUGAGAGCUCAUACGUGCCGUGUUCCCCUUCUCCCUGUCUCAACGGAGGAACCUGCCAGAGCUACGACUUCAGCUACUCCUGUCACUGCCUGCCCGUUUUCCCCAACGCAGGAGACAUGAUGAACCCGACAUCACUGUCCAGGUUUUUCCACUGCGCUCGAGUGCAAGGCCUCGGGAACCCUUUAGCCACCAGUGAGAAAGAGCAAAUGUACUCAUCCACCAUUACUGUCAGGAUCGUUUUAAGGAUGCAGACUUAA
Molecule: messenger RNA, 954 nt
Organism: Knipowitschia caucasica
Lineage: Eukaryota; Metazoa; Chordata; Actinopteri; Gobiiformes; Gobiidae
Source: the annotation of a GenBank genome assembly